AUGUUCGUCCCUAGGAAAAUCUUUCCAAGGUACAAUAUAUCACUGGCUGAUUUCAAGGGCCACCAUGUGAAAGCCCUCACGAAGCUUACUCAUCUUGCCCCCCAGAUCGACAUGGUCCUAGAAGUUAGAGAUAGCCGGGCCCCCAUCAGUACUAGAAAUGUCUUAUUCGAUAAGCCUCUACAAGGCAAAGAAAAGAUCGUUCUUUACAGCAAAAACGACCUUAGUGGAGUUCCUAUAGAUCUGCUUAAAAAGUGGCACAAUAAUAAGGAGCGAUUCAUGAUGAUUGACUGUAGAAAUGGUGGGGAUAUGAAACGAUUAAUUCAAAUGAUCAGAGAGAAACAUGACCGAAUGCAUCCCAAACCACCAUUAGGGGUCCGAGUUAUUAUCACGGGAAUGCCCAAUGUUGGGAAAAGCACUCUUGUUAAUACUUUGAGAAAGAUAGGUCUUAAUCGGACCAAAAACGUGGCCAGGACUGGGGGUCAACCAGGAGUCACGAGAUCAACCAGUGAAAUUAUUAGGGUCCACCAAAACCCCGAGAUACUAGUUUAUGAUACUCCAGGGGUUUUUCUUCCUAAAAUGAAAGAUGUUGAAACCAUGAUGAGCUUGGCCUUGGUAGGCACUAUCAAACCAAUUAAGAUUGAUCCUGUUAUGGUUGCCGACUAUCUACUGUUCGUACUGAACUUGCAAGAUCCGACCGGAUCCAAGUACCGUAAAUACAUUAAACAUCCGACAAAUGAUAUCUACGAACUACUUGAAAAGAUUGCGGAAAGGAUAAAAAGGGUUCGCCGCACCAAGAAUGGCAUUCAAAUUGACGAAAUAGGCAGUUCGCUCCAUUUCAUUGAUGAGUGGAAGCAAGGCCGAAUGGGCAAGUGUCUGUUUGAUCUGGAUGCUAUCAAGGAGAUUGACCAACUUGAAUUUCAGGAGAAUUACGACGAAGAAAGACUAAGGGUUAAUUACGAAAUCAAACCCAAGGUCAAUCGGCAAGCGAAUGCUUCUAAUGCCCUUUUCGAAUUGUGA
Messenger RNA from Komagataella phaffii GS115, 1017 nucleotides. RefSeq names its product Cell-wall L-asparaginase II, involved in asparagine catabolism. The record is from RefSeq and is a predicted model, not a curated record. Lineage: Eukaryota; Fungi; Ascomycota; Pichiomycetes; Pichiales; Pichiaceae. The coding region runs from base 1 to 1017 and encodes 338 amino acids. Gene Ontology annotation, molecular function: GTP binding; GTPase activity. Gene Ontology annotation, cellular component: mitochondrion. The transcript has a single exon.